GUGUUUUCUUUCCCUUUGUUUUUCCUUGCCCUGUUUUUGAGGUUUCUAUGAAAUUCAAUUGACCAAAAAUAGUUGUGAUCAUCUCUCUCUUCUAGGACAUCUGAGCUGAGCCCCAACCCACCACCACACAAUGGAAUCUUAUCUUCUUAUGUAUUUUGAUUUUUAAAUUUUGUGUUACAUCCGGUUGAUUGCUCCCCAGAAUCAAUUCUAGAUGUGUUGUUUUGAUUAAGCUAGCAUAUACCAAAAUAAGGCCAUUAUGGCGUCAGUUUCAGUUUCAACAGACCUCUUCAUUGACAAAUUUGUAGCAAUUCUCGAGAGUGAAGCAGCCUCCAUAGCGGGUGUUGGUGAUCAAGUUGAUGAGAUUAAGCGGGAGCUGGAAUUCAUGAAAGCCUUCUUAGCGGAUGCUGAUGGGGGCAACAAAGCACACACACAAGUAGAGGAAGUGUGGAUCAGAAGCGUUCGAGACUUGACCAAUGAUGUUGAAAACAUCAUAGAUGAAUUCAUGUAUCAAGUGUACGAGCAGCAAAUUGGCGGUCAAUUUGCCAGGUGGAUCCACAAAACCAUUCACUUUCCAAAGCACCUUUGGUAUAAGCGUAAAAUAGCCAACAAGUUACAGAAAAUCGCGAUGGCAAUUAGAGCUAUUCCAGAGAGAAAUCAGAGAUAUGGUGGUGGUGCAGCUGUAGAAGGGAAAAGUACUUCUUCUGAGGAUAUUCGCAGAUGGGUGCAGAAUCAAGCGGAGUCUUCUCUUUAUCAUAAGGAGGAUGGACUCGUCGGGAUUGAAGGUGAUAAGAACUUGUUAAUGGGAUGGCUGAUGAACGAAGAGCAACGCCAAACUGUUGUGUCUGUGGUCGGGAUGGGAGGAUCAGGGAAGACAACUCUAGUUGCAAGGACUUUCAAAGAUGAAAUUGUAAAGAGACAUUUCGAAUGCUAUGCGUGGAUUACUGUUUCCCAGUCUUAUGUGAUUGAAGACUUACUUAGAAGAUUGAUCAAAGGAUUCCACAAAGCAAAGAAGGAAGAGGUCCCUGCAGACAUGAAUGCCAUGAGUUAUAACGAAUUGCUAGAGAUUUUGGUGAACUACUUGGAGACUAAAAGGUACCUAGUUGUAUUGGAUGAUGUGUGGGAUGUCCACCUUUGGGACAAAAUAAGGUUUUCAUUUCCAGAUAAACAACUUGGAAGUCGAGUCAUGCUUACAACUCGAAGAGAAGACAUAGCAUCCUCUUCUUUUGGAGUUGAAAGCUAUGUUCACAAGAUUCAACCGCUGGAAAAGGGUGAUGCGUGGGAGCUCUUCAGCAUGAAAGCAUUCUCAAGUUACCCUAACAAAUCUUGUUCAACAGAAAUUCU
Prunus avium (sweet cherry) is the source of this 1341-nucleotide messenger RNA. The record is from RefSeq and is a predicted model, not a curated record. Lineage: Eukaryota; Viridiplantae; Streptophyta; Magnoliopsida; Rosales; Rosaceae.